UUUUUGGAUAGGCGUGAUUUGGAUUCGUUGCGGGAUUUUCUUGUGUGUUCCAGAUGCGUGUACUAUUCAGAGGACAAUCAAUUGACAUCACUAAACCUCCGGAUGAAAAGUGGCCGCGUCAAUCGAACUCGAGAUGGAAUUGCAGAGCGAAACGGAAACGAGUGAUGCCCGUCGUGUUCUGCGUCGUUUGCUUCUCGUUUCUAAUUGGAUGGGUUUUGAGGGACAUCUUCCAGUAUCGAUCAACGGUUGUUUCCAGCAGUGGAGCCAACACCACAAUUUAUGAUGCGGUUGAGUUUGGUGUGGAUGAAAAUCUGGACGGGAAAAGUAAAGUAUCAGGCGGUAACAAGAAUCCUUGUAAGCUAACGAGCGAGUGUAAAAUUGUGUGCAAUGAUGCGGACUUGGCUGUGCUGUCGGAGAAAAUUAAUGAAACACUCAAGGAUCAACCAUGCACUGACAUAACCUUGACCAUCGACUCUCUUCGCACCGUGGACAAUAAACUUUUUCGAGGCUGGAUUACCCUUGAUGGUGAUAUAAACAUUCAAUCACUAGAGCUCAAGAACUCCUCCAUAAGCGAGAUCCCACCGGAAUCCUUCGACGCAGAAUUCUUUCGCGAAACGAUAACUCUAACUCUGGAAUCUCUGCAGGUAUCCCAUUUGUAUGGGAAUGUUUUCCUCGGACUAUUGCAGCUGAAAGAACUAAACCUGAAGAACCUUCCACUGGGAAACAUCGAGCCGUUCGUGCUGGCCCCUAUAAAGUUCACUCUGGCGAGACUGCUCGUGGAGAACUGCUUGAACCGGAUGGACCCUCGGACGAUCCUGGGUGAAACAACACUGGAUCACUUAGUGAUUGUUUCGUUUGAGUACAAUGUGUUGGAGGAUGUUAUCAGCGAUGAAACAUUCGCGAUGACUCCGAAUUUGUCGAGCCUGUAUCUGAGGAAAUCACAUAUCACUUCUUUGAGCAAAGGAAUCAUAGACUCUCUUACCAAAUCGGUGAAACAAAUUCAUCUCGAUGGGAAUAGUCUGAGCUCCGUACCGUAUGGAGCGUUCGAUAGUCUGCUGAAAAGAAAUGUUAAAGUUUAUUUAAAAGACAACCCAUGGAACUGCGACUGCGAACUCAAUUAUUUACGAAACAUCAUAACGUCGAACGAAGAUAUGUUUGACGAUAUAAAAUGUAUGUCUCCACCUGAAUACGCUGGAAAAUAUGUAACUUCAGCGAAUUUUUGUGAUUCAACAACUACAACACUCAUUCCGGAAACAACAUUCAGUCAAUCCUCACAUUCGACAAACGAUGAUUCUACUGUGGAUUACACGACACUGACCACGUCAACAGAUAUCGCUACACCUAUAACACCUACCAAUUCGACCUAUCAUCCAAUCACUACUCCACAAGCGAAUUUAUUUGAAAUUCAGUGCAUGACAACGGCGGUACCGUUGGAACCAUCCAUCGUUAGCUACGACCCAUCGCGAAUCAGUCUAACGAAACGGACCAAAGUAUUUAACGUCUUUGAGUCACAGGUAGGCUCCGUUGAAGUGCUUUUUGACCGGCUUUAUACAAACGCGGUCCUGCUCUGGUUCUACGACCCAUCUUCAACAAAGUCAGUUUUCAUAGCAAACAUCGAGAAUAGGGCCAAAUGUGCGGAUGUUUUCGGGCGAACCGUGCGAAUCUCAAAUCUCAUUCCUGAUAAGAAUUACAUGUUUUGUGUAAUUUACCACAACGAGUUGAUGAUUACUCCAUUCGACUGCUUGCCGUACAAAUUGUUACCAUCUUACGAACAGAGAACUUGGUUGGUCCAAGAUCAAAAGAUUGUUAUGAUCAGUAUUUUGAUUUCUUCCAUAGUUGUUGCGGUUUUAACCGGGAUUAUGGUGUCAUACUGCUUCAUUAAAAGUUUUACAACGUACCAGAAAGCAUGCAAGCGUUUGACGUGUGAUUCGAAAGCCGAUCGUAGCACGGCAAAUCAUAGCUACAUGACACCGGUUGUAGGACAUACAAGAAGGCAAACGCUUCAUAAACGUAGCGUAUCGGAUACCAGCGCGGUAAGCUGCCGUAGUUAUAUUUCCGCGGUUGCUCCUGCAACCCAAUUUCAAUACAUCUCCUGGAAAAUGGACAAUCGACCCCGGCUUUCGAUGGAGUACUACCCAAAGGAACCGCCGCCGCCACCGUUGCCGCCACAUCCGAGCAAAAGAAUGAAGACGCAGAAAAGGGAGGUAAAAGCCAAUCGUCAGGAAUCGUAUGACGAACCAAGCGUCAGCUAUGAGUGCAGCCCAUAUCCGGAGAAGCAUUAGGGGUUUUGUUGCAAAAUUAGGUCGUUUAACUUGAAAACGUGUUCGUAUGUGGUGUUUGAAAUUGCUUUGCUCUUCAGUCGGUGUUCAAUUAUUGUUCAUCAAUAAAAUAAGUUAAAUAACAAGUGCGAAUUAAGUCCGUGGCAAUCUGUUUAAAGUACUUGUAAGUA
This is a messenger RNA of Toxorhynchites rutilus septentrionalis, 2449 nucleotides long. RefSeq lists its product as uncharacterized. The transcript is spliced from 6 exons. Gene Ontology annotation, cellular component: plasma membrane. The record is from RefSeq and is a predicted model, not a curated record. Lineage: Eukaryota; Metazoa; Arthropoda; Insecta; Diptera; Culicidae. Bases 54 to 2282 code for a protein of 742 amino acids.